AUGCAGACCGACUCUCAUUCUCAUCAUACCAAUGGAGAGACAUCUCCUUUACCGCCACCUUCACCUACGACCUUGUCAUCUACAUUCAGACAUCAUCCACCGCCUCAAGCUACACCUACGGGUGAUAAUGCGGAAUCGUCCAUUCGACAUCUUACCCCCUAUAACCAUGCCGACAGUCCUGAUAACAUGACCAAUAACCUUUCUGGCUUAGGCGCCGGGAUGGUCAGAAUAAGUGUACAGACUCCUUUUGGGGACUUGGGUGGAACUCGAUCAAGAAGAAAGGAAGGCUGGCCAUUAUUACCCACCAAAACUAUCUCAUCAUUGAAAGAUGAUCUGAUCAAUGGAAAAUUAGAAGGUGCAGGUACCUGGGAAAAAGACGGUAUGAGAAUAGUUUAUCAUGGUAGAAUAGUAAGAGAUCAUGAAACUUUAUCUGAUGUAAUUGGGAAGUUCGAUCCAGAACAUGUCUAUGUGUUUCAUUUAGUAGCUCGUAGAAUACCUGUCACACCUCUGCCUACAGGUGGAAUAAUGCCUUCUAAUUUAACCGAAUUCCCAUUACCUUCUCAACCUAUCCCAUCCACCACUUUCCUCCCUUCUCCUACUCCAACUUCCACUGCGACCUUUCCUAUUGCUUCCACAGUAAAUUCAUUGGCUUUGGGGGAUACAAUCCAUUAUCUCUUAUUCACUUCUCGACAUCAUUUAUUCAGCUUAUUAGGCUUGGAUACGUUAAAAUGGGAAGAUAUGAUUCCUCCACCUAUCAUCACUCAAGAUAAAGCUAGAGAAGGUAUAACGUCAGUCGUCAAAUCUUUCGCACUUGAAAGAGCAAGUAGAGAAGAAGGGUGGGAAAAUUGGCAAGGUGCUUUUGAAGGUGAUACAAUAGAUGAUCUGAAAAAAGUUUGGGAGACCGUAAAAAGAGAUGGAGUGGAGAAGCAAAUCAGAAGUUUUUGGUCGACAGCAACUGGAAAAAACAUGAUUGAAGGUGAAGAAAAGGUUCAAGUGGAAGUCGACGGAACCACCCAUAUAUUACAACUUCCUUCCAUUUCUCAACUUACAGCGACUCAGCUUACUCAUCUAUUGAUCUAUCUACGAAUCACGACUCUUUUACCUCUCCUCGAGCCGAUCUAUCAUCAAUCGCUCUUACCUACGCCAACGCCUACUUUGGCUCCAUCAGCAAAUCCAACUCAGACAACUACGACUGGAACUCCUACUCCACCCGGACGAGUGGUUUAUCGCGGUACAAUUCGACUCAGAAUUCCCUUUUUCCCCGUUGCAGUAUUACCUCAUUUGUUCUGGUCUGCGGUGAAGAUUGCCGCGAUGAUUUGGAUGCUUACGCGUGGAAUGAAAUGGAACGAUUCCAGGUUUUGGGUGGUAGUGGGUAUGGCAGGAGGAUGGUAUAUGAUCGAUGCUCUCAAUGAAGUCAGAAGAGUCACAGGAGAAGUUAGAGCUAGAACACAGAGAGAGAACAUAGAUACCGGCGAAGCUCAAGGUCCGAAUGAAGGUGGGAAUCAAGUUCAACCAGGUCAGAAUCAAAAUCAAAGACAAGCUCCUCCUGCUGCUGCUCAAGAUCAAGGUCAAAGAGCAGUUCAAGGUCAAGCUUUCCCUCAUCUCACUCGUCAUCAAGCAGCAUCAUUAAUCUCCCAAAUACACCUUUCAACAGAUUCAGAACAAUUACGUUUACCGCCUGCGAACGUAAAUGGGAACAGUACUUUACGACCUCCAGCUAGAUCAAGACCGUCAAGAAUCCAAACUCAACUAUUACUACCAGUACUACUAUGGUUUAUCACUCUAGUCCCCGAAUGGGAGAGCCUAAGAGCAAGAGCAAUAAGAAGUAGGGAAAGAAAUAUGAGAGUUAUAGUAGGAGAGAAUCAACCUCAAUCUCAAGUGGAACAACAAGAUGUGAAUGCACACGAUCCAGAUCUUCCACAACAGAAUGGUGGACCCACUCAAACAGCAGAGAGGCCUUUGGAAUUACCCGAAGCCUUGAGUGUCAGUGCUAGGAAAUACUAUCUAAGAGUCUUAGCAAGAGGUGAAGGGAUUGAUUGGGAGGAAGAAAGAGAAGCUCAAAGAGCAUUAGGUGUAGGUGAAGAAGAAGAAGGUAGGGAAGGUAUGAGGCUGAGAAUGUUGUAA
Molecule: messenger RNA, 2124 nt
Organism: Kwoniella shivajii
Lineage: Eukaryota; Fungi; Basidiomycota; Tremellomycetes; Tremellales; Cryptococcaceae
Exons: 3
Coding region: 1-2124 (707 amino acids)
Molecular function (GO): protein binding
Source: RefSeq, a predicted model, not a curated record